Messenger RNA from Macrosteles quadrilineatus (aster leafhopper), 1348 nucleotides. RefSeq lists its product as uncharacterized. Bases 70 to 774 code for a protein of 234 amino acids. The transcript has 3 exons. The record is from RefSeq and is a predicted model, not a curated record. NCBI's taxonomy places the organism in Eukaryota, Metazoa, Arthropoda, Insecta, Hemiptera, Cicadellidae.
UCUCCCCUGUGUCCGUAUGAAUCCUAUAUAACAACCUAGCGUCGCACAAACGUAGCGUAGUGAGCAAUAAUGUCUGUCGCGAGGACAACACUGGUCCUAGUCUGCUGCCUGGUGGCAGUCCGUGCCGACGGCCUGGGCGUGUUCUCCCGCGUGCUAGACAAGUGUGGUGACGAACCUGACCUUUACUCCUGUCUGAGGCUGAAGACAGUAGCUCUGCUGGACCGGGCGCUGACGGUGGACACUCUACCUGUGACUGACUACCUGACCAUCACCAGGGACCCCGCGGUGGACAACGCCACCCCCAGGCAACCUGUCAGGACCGAGGGUGAGCUGGAGGCGUCCCUCCCCCGCGACCAGCACAAGAGAAGUGCAGCUCUCGACCAGAUGUUGCAGGACAGAGUGUCUCGUUACCUCGACACCAGAACUAUCCAGAUCUCCAUGCCGGCUCAUGUCUUAGAAGCUGGGCGCAAGAAGAAAGACAAGGGUGGCAUGAUGAUGAUGGCGGCGGCUGCUAUGGGUGGCAUGAUGCUGCAGAUGGCUAUGGGCAAAAUAGCGCUCAUCGCUGGCAAAGCCCUGCUCAUCGGCAAGGUGGCACUGUUGCUAUCAGCGAUCGUAGGCCUCAAGAAGCUGGUAGGCAGUGGAGGCGGAGAGAGCCACCCCCAGGUUGUGUAUGCCGGGGGUGACCAUCAUGGUGGUUGGGGGCGGAGUCUGGAGGCGGCGUCCACGGAGGCGGCACAAGACGUUGUCUACCAGGCCUACAGACCGCAGUCGUAGCCUUAACUCCACCUUACUUGAUAUACUGCCAACCGUUUUGAGUUCCACAGUUUAUUUUGUAUAUAGUAACCGAUCACCUGGAUAAAUCUGGGCUGAUGUAUUUAACAUGAUAUCAACUAAUUUAUUAUUCAAUGUAGCUUUCAUAAAGCACUUUUGAUACUUGUAAGUCAAUCGAGACCAAGCUCUAUUUACAAUGCAUCAAAGUUAGUAAAUGUCUGGUAUGUCCGUGGUAAAUGUUAUAUUAUCAUACUGUACUAUUACACAGAUCCUCAUAAUUCAAACUCCUAAACUUACGAAGAUAGGAAAAAUAGUUUAGCGUUGAAUAUUUCGGUUAAAAGUAGAACUAAAAUUUGUGACUUAGUACAAAAUGUCUACAUGGGAAUAAUAAUGAAAUGGGAAAUUAAAAGUAUUUGCAUACUUAUGAAUCAGAAGAUUUUAUUGCAAUCAAACUGACUUUUUACUCAUUUAAGUGCAGAAUAUAAUAAAUCUCAACCUACCAAACAUUUAAAAUUAGGAAAUCUCCAUGAUAUUAGUUAAUAUAAAAUUAAAAGAUUAAAUGUUUUUAUUUCAUGUU